AUGCGGACAGAGGGACAGACGGAGAACAAUGCUGCAUUGCCCCCAGAGCUGCUACUUUCUCUCCGAACGUGUCGUCGGCGAAGCUGCACAGCAGUAUUCAGACCCUACGCCCCAGAGCCCCAGAGCAGUAUUCAGGCCCUACGCCCCAGAGCCCCAGAGCAGUAUUCAGGCCCUACGCCCCAGAGCCCCAGAGCAGUAUUCAGACCCUACGCCCCAGAGCCCCAGAGCAGUAUUCAGGCCCUACGCCCCAGAGCCCCAGAGCAGUAUUCAGGCCCUACGCCCCAGAGCCCCAGAGCAGUAUUCAGGCCCUACGCCCCAGAGCCCCAGAGCAGUAUUCAGGCCCCUACGCCCCAGAGCCCCAGAGCAGUAUUCAGGCCCUACGCCCCAGAGCCCCAGAGCAGUAUUCAGGCCCUACGCCCCAGAGCCCCAGAGCAGUAUUCAGGCCCUACGCCCCAGAGCCCCAGAGCAGUAUUCAGGCCCUACGCCCCAGAGCCCCAGAGCAGUAUUCAGGCCCUACGCCCCAGAGCCCCAGAGCAGUAUUCAGGCCCUACGCCCCAGAGCCCCAGAGCAGUAUUCAGGCCCUACGCCCCAGAGCCCCAGAGCAGUAUUCAGGCCCUACGCCCCAGAGCCCCAGAGCAGUAUUCAGGCCCUACGCCCCAGAGCCCCAGAGCAGUAUUCAGGCCCUACGCCCCAGAGCCCCAGAGCAGUAUUCAGGCCCUACGCCCCAGAGCCCCAGAGCAGUAUUCAGGCCCUACGCCCCAGAGCCCCAGAGCAAAUGGUCCAGCACUCAAAGGACACCCAGACAACUAG
Oncorhynchus keta (chum salmon) is the source of this 810-nucleotide messenger RNA. RefSeq names its product nematocyst expressed protein 3-like. NCBI's taxonomy places the organism in Eukaryota, Metazoa, Chordata, Actinopteri, Salmoniformes, Salmonidae. The record is from RefSeq and is a predicted model, not a curated record. The transcript has 3 exons. The coding region runs from base 1 to 810 and encodes 269 amino acids.